Messenger RNA from Neodiprion fabricii, 1131 nucleotides. It is a transcript of the gene Arpc4, whose product is annotated as actin-related protein 2/3 complex subunit 4. The transcript is spliced from 4 exons. Gene Ontology annotation, molecular function: actin filament binding. The coding region runs from base 278 to 784 and encodes 168 amino acids. Gene Ontology annotation, cellular component: Arp2/3 protein complex; actin cytoskeleton. Gene Ontology annotation, biological process: Arp2/3 complex-mediated actin nucleation; actin filament polymerization. The record is from RefSeq and is a predicted model, not a curated record. Lineage: Eukaryota; Metazoa; Arthropoda; Insecta; Hymenoptera; Diprionidae.
GAGCAGUCGAAUUGUUUAGUACUACAGCCGCCAAUAGAUGGUGACGCAGAGGCGUGUCUUAAAUCUGUGACAGCCAAUGGUCAAGAACGUCAAGAACCUAUCCUCUCAACCCAACCCUUCAAGUUUGGGAAUGUGUCAUUUGCUUUGGGUUGAGUGAAUUAUUAGUAGCGGGAUUGUAGGACGUGAAAGUGAGAAGUAGACUACAGAAAGCUUGACCGAAAAUUGAAAACAGACCAGAAAUAAACGGGCUCAGAUAAGGAUAAUAUACAGAUAAACAAUGUCGGCAACAUUGAAGCCUUAUCUAACAGCAGUGCGACGUACACUGACAGCAGCGAUGUGUUUGGAAAACUUUUCCUCCCAGGAUGUAGAGCGUCACAAUAAGCCAGAGGUGGAGGUGAUGUCGAGUAAAGAGCUUCUCCUGACCCCAGUGAUGAUAAGCAGAAACGACAAAGAAAGGGUGCUGAUUGAAUCCAGCAUCAAUAGUGUCAGAGUUAGCAUAUCUGUCAAACAGGCCGAUGAGAUUGAAAAGAUUUUAUGCCACAAAUUUAUGAGGUUUAUGAUGAUGCGCGCUGAGAAUUUUGUUAUACUUAGGAGGAAACCAAUAGAUGGGUACGAUAUCAGUUUUCUAAUCACAAACUUCCACACUGAACAAAUGUUCAAGCACAAGCUCGUUGACUUUGUUAUUCAUUUCAUGGAAGAAAUAGACAAGGAAAUCAGCGAAAUGAAACUAUCUGUGAACGCGAGAGCUCGAAUCUGUGCAGAGGAAUUUUUAAAAAGGUUUUAGCCUGUUCACAAAGCUACAAGAUCAUAGCCGAAGGAAAAUCGGGAUGUCACUAUAGGACUUGUAAGCUAUAUUGAAUCGCUCAAAUGUUGAUAAAAAAAAACCCUGUGACCCCUGGUUAAUCGGUAAUUUGUAUUUAAAAGCCGUUCCACCAAUGAGUCAUCCAUGUGAUGACGUGAUGUCAAUCGAAUUUUUUUUACCUGCUGCCAUUCCGGCCUUACGUCACUUAUCAGUGCGUAUUCUUUUAGAAAAAAAAAUAUAUAAUACUGUAACAAUCGAUGAAUAAUAAUUAUAAUAGUGCUAGUAAUAAUAAUAAUAAUAAUAAUAAUAAUAACAACAGUAAUGAUUAA